Molecule: messenger RNA, 1274 nt
Organism: Dermacentor andersoni
Lineage: Eukaryota; Metazoa; Arthropoda; Arachnida; Ixodida; Ixodidae
Source: RefSeq, a predicted model, not a curated record
UUGUUCGGUAAAUAAUUUUUUUAGGCUGCCUUGUGCAGCUUCUACACUAAUCCCCGUUCGUGAGGGUCCUGGUGCAACCUGAGACUUCGGGACCGUCUUAUUCGUAUUUCUCUGUACGUUUAACCUAAUAUGUCAACGCAAUUAUUGAUUCGAUUUGAAGGUCCCUCGGGACGUAGCAGUGCGUCGUUCUCUUUCUGGAGCGCCCACUCUGCACCGGACAACGAGAGCAGCUCGGUGAAUUCAACGAGCAGCCUCGAGACGACGGCCACGUCGAACGCGGCCAGCGAUGGGCAGCGGAUCGCCGCGUCCGAGAAGCGACGUUCCAAGUACGCGCUUCUGGCCACGCCGUUUCCCUGGGCCACCUGCGUGCCCAUGGCGGGACUGACGGUGCUCGCCGCUUUGCUCUUGCUGUUCGUGAUCGCUAUCGUGGUGCGAGCGGACAGGGUCAUGCUGCAGCCCCUGGUGACGCAGUACGUCGACGAAGGCGCCCUGGGGAAGUCGUGGCGCCGCGCACUUACCGCGAGCGACAGCAACGGCCUGGUAUAUACCAAAGGAGUACUGCUCGAAGGACGAACGACCCGAGUGUCCGGCGUCACCGUUACCAAAUUGGUGAGAAGGAGUGCCCGGAAGAAAGCCGCGACCUCCGUAAUAACAACGGCCCGGGCAAAGAGCUACGCGCGUCGCGCCAGCAAAAGGCUCUUGACGGGACACCGGAAAAAGGAGAGUUCGCGGAAGAAGCCCGCCGCUGGCGAGUACGGUGCUCAGGAUGACGAGCAGGACGCGCUGGUCUUUCCGUUUCGACGGCCGGCAGGACACCCUGUCCAGUUGGUGGCACCACGAUGGCAGGAAAUGCACUUCCUGGUCAUUCCCCUCGGGCGGCUGCCCCGGCAACGGGAGCAUGGUCUUCAGCACGGCUCAAGAAUGCCGGAAGCGGUGCGAGGGCCGGCAACGCGGACCGCGGUGCCGGCGUCCCGAGGUGGUCGCAUGCGGUCACCGCCACCUGAAGUACCCGUACUUCGCCUUCCGGGACGCGAAGGAAGGCCGCAUGCGGUGCCUGCGGUCUUCGAUGGCCGUGCUGCGAGGCCACCGGUGCCUGGCUGGCGCCAACCGCUUCCACAGUCACGGGGCCUGCGUCUCUUCGUGUAGGAAGCGGCCUCCAUCGCUCGGCUAGCUAUAGCUGGGCGCGUCUUCGCGUGAUUGGCUUCCUUCGCGAACACUGUACCUGUUCAUGCGGGAGGGCCUUUUGUUCUUAUAAAGUUUCGAGCUUUGCACUG